AUGGCCUUACGGAUAGAACUUCUGUUUGAGGAAACCUUGGAGCUCCUGGAACGAACUGGCGGGGAGGAUGCCUUCAUCAACAUCAAGUGGCCUAGCCAUGGAGCCAGCGUUGAAAACUUCCAACCCCUGACUGGCCCCGACAAAGUCCUUGCCUGGUGCCGUGUCAGUCUCGCGCAUCCAACCGCGAUCGGACGUCAGCGCGAAUCGCCGCGCUUCGAAGAAGCGCCGCAGACGUCAGACACGUCUCGAGGUUUCACUCGAAAUGGGAGUGAUUUGUUGCCGUGGCGCAUCGCUUCCCAGUACCAGGGCUUGCCAGCACUGGAUUAUAGGAAGGGAGCUAAAGUGCAGCUAAAGAACAAACAUCCAGCUGCAAGUGCUUCAGGUGCUUGCACCGAAACGAUGGACAGAGGCGGCCAGUCCCGAGAGCAGCAGGAGGCCAUGGCCAUGGCGCAGUUCCAGCAGCUCUUGGAAUCGCAGAAGAUGGUGGCAAAGCUGGGGGCCCAGCGGUGCAUGGGCGCCCUGGGCUCACGGGGAAGUGCUUCAGCCUCUGUGUGUCCAAUGCGGGAACCUCGCUGGCCACGUCACAACAGGUGUGCCUCUGGCGCUGCGCCCAGCGAUACAUGGAGACUCAGCACUUCGUGCAGAAGUACAGCGAGGACAAGGUCAAGUCCGGGACCUGGGACCUGA
Molecule: messenger RNA, 687 nt
Organism: Cladocopium goreaui
Lineage: Eukaryota; Dinophyceae; Suessiales; Symbiodiniaceae
Source: the annotation of a GenBank genome assembly